AUGGCUUCACUAGCCUCAUCCGUUGAUCGUAUACGAGAACAAGAACUUGUACAUAAACUAGAUAGACGAUUGCUUUUGCUUGCCAUGUUUGGUAACUUGGUGAAAAAUUUGGAUAAUGCCAACUUGGCUAAUGCAUAUAUUAGUGGUUUAGAAGAAGAACUGCAUGUUCAAGGCGUACAAUACAACUGGAUGGGACUGUUAUUCAUGUUUGGAUACCUAAGUAUGCAGAUACCUUCCAAUAUACUACUGUCAAAUUUGAGGCCAUCCAAGUAUCUUCCAAUGCUGGAGUUCAUAUGGAGUAUCUUAACAUUUGCCAUGGCAUGUGUCAAAUCCGUACACAGUAUCUAUGUUAUUCGUUUCAUCCUUGGAAUAGCAGAAGCAGGCUUUUUACCUGGGUUUAUUUUCUUAAUUGGCACAUGGUAUACAAAGAAAGAGUUAGGAAAACGACUAGCAUUACUGACUAUUUGUGGGUCAUUUGGUGGUGGUUUGAGUGGAGUCAUUCAGGCCAUCAUGCUGAAAACAAUGGAUGGUGCAUUUGGCAUAAGCGGAUGGCGUUGGAUGUUUGCAUUUGAUUCCUUUCUUACUCUCAUACUAGGCAUCGUGGGUUAUCGAUAUUUACCAGAUUACCCCGACAAUACUACAUGGUUGAAUGAAAAAGAAACUGAGCUAGCCGUUGAAAGAUCGAUGAAGGAUAAACCGCAGCAUGAUCGUACAAGCACAAAUUUAACAAAGAUUGAAAAGCUCAAAUUGUUAAUGAAAAACAAAUUUCUAUAUGCUUUUGUCAUUGGCUGGGCAGUCAUCAACACCGCUCUGGGAGGCGCUCAUGUUCUUGGUAUAUUGACAAAAAAACUAGGCUUUGAUUCUGUCACUUCAAAUCUCUUGACAACGCCCGAUACACUCAUCACAAUGAUUGCUGGUGUCAGCAAUGGGUUUAUAAGCGAUAGAUAUAAAUCAAGAUAUCGGUGUAUUUUAUGGCCACUUUGUGCAAGUCUUUUAGGAAUGAUAAUGCUAUCUGCAUUCGUUCAGCCUUUUGCAAUACUGUAUAUAGCCUUCUUAUUAAUGCAUUCUGGAAUAGGCUGCACUACAUCGGUAAUCAUGACCUGGGCAAGUGAAACUAUUUCUGCAAACAGUGAAAUUAGGGCCAUGGCUAUUGCCAUAAUGAAUACGUCUUCGACAUUAUUUUGGACAUGUACAUCAUUGUUUAUAUGGCCAGUAACGGACGCACCUUACUUUCGUAAGUACAAAGAUUUGAAUACAACAUUUUCCUUUUCUAUCGAAUUAAAUCAAAGCUUUCUUUCCCUUUUUUUCAAUCACGCAGACAAAGGAUUUACCAUUAGUAUUUUUUUAGUGAUCCUUGUAAUAGCAGCUAUGACAGCUGUCUUCUUCAUGUUACAAAAUGAGAAAGCGGUGUCGAUAACGAAUAUGGAACAAGUAUCUGACCAGCAAGAUAUCCCAUUAUUGCAUGAUAUGGUAGAACAAGAAACAAUAAAUGGCUACGAUGAAGCUAUUGAGCUUGCGACGAAAUCAAAUGCCCAGGAAGUGGAAAAUAACCUCAAACAUAAUUGGAAUAGUAAAGCAUAA
Mycotypha africana is the source of this 1581-nucleotide messenger RNA. Its product is annotated as major facilitator superfamily domain-containing protein. Gene Ontology annotation, molecular function: transmembrane transporter activity. Lineage: Eukaryota; Fungi; Mucoromycota; Mucoromycetes; Mucorales; Mycotyphaceae. The coding region runs from base 1 to 1581 and encodes 526 amino acids. The transcript has 7 exons. Gene Ontology annotation, biological process: transmembrane transport. Gene Ontology annotation, cellular component: membrane. The record is from RefSeq and is a predicted model, not a curated record.